UGUUUCGUCCUUUUUUUGUGUGUUCUGCUCUCACCACUUUUCCAGUCCCGGUGUGUUACGGAAAAACAAAUAGGCACACUGCCGAUAGCCUUCUGUGGCAUGAAGCACUAUGAAGCCCUCAUGCCAUCAGCGGACAAGGAAAGUGCUAAAGUCUGAAUAACCAAGCAUGUCUGAAUUUUUGGCGUCCGAAAAAUCUGUCGGCUCCUGUAACCGUUUCUUGUUUCUAAACAUUGUUUUAUUAUGUUGCAGUGGACAAAGUCCCGUCUGGCGGUGUUGAGUCAGCUCCUCCAGCUUGCCCAGAGGCAGUUCCUGCAGCUGGUGCUCCUGCUCCAGUUCGCGUUGUGCGAGCUACCGGCCGCUGAUGCUGCUGUUCCAGCAGCGGUUCUUGUAGCAGGCCCACCGGAGGCACCUCCCGAGUGUGUGCCAGUGCUUGCAGAGGUCGAUGAUGAGGUUCACCUUGGCCACGGUGUCUUGGUGCAAAAGUACAAACUGUCCUACGUAAGGGGAGCCCGGGGAGACUCCAUCUUCGUUAAAGAGGCCAUGAAGCUGAUCUUCGGCAGGGAGGACCUGCAUGGGUCGAGUGUGAGGGGUGCCAUGACGGCGCUUCAAGGGCGCCGUGGCCAAGAAGGUCCUGACUCCAGUCAAGUUGGCAGCAGUCAGCAAUGCCUUCAACGAGUAGAUAUGGAGGCAUCCUCGAGAGGCCUCUCCAGGGAAGAGGAGAGCUCGUGUCAACCUACUGCAGGUCCCAAUGCUAGCGGAGCGGCGCCGGCAACCGUCGAGCGCGUCUUUGCGCACGUUCCCAUUGGAACGCCCGCCGUCCAAGAUGAAGCGGUGGUCCAUGGCCCGCUCCUUCCCGAAGUCGGUGGCAAGAUGGCCGGUCCGGCGUCACUUCCAGUCACGUGCCCCGGACUUCACACCACCACACACCCCAGCGUCUGCGCUACCCUCCUCCUUCAAGGCAGGGAGAUGAAGGAGUCGGUGUUCCCUGCAACUUCUGUGGUCGACGCGGCGACAACCGCAACGAGUGUCCAGCGUCUGGUGCGGCAUGUUUUUUGUGUGGAAAGACGGGCCACUUUGCGGUGGUUUGUCGGAGUCGCCGCCCACCGUCGGCGGCCUUCGUCAGUGAAACGCGGCGAAAGUCGUUCCCCAGCCGUGGCCAGAGCUCCGGCCGUUACUUCGCGGCCCGACCGUUUUCACGGAAUGUGUCGUCAAGAGGUAACAAUCCUGUGAACAUUGUUGGGCCAUCCCUGGUGCCGGAGAUGCUGCCGAGCGUCCCCGUUGAGUCGGCCGAGCAAGCAGCAGGAGCUGUUUAUCGUCGGGAUGCCUUCAUGGCCGACAUCACGCAUGUUGAUGCAGCUCAGGGAGGAGGAGUUCCACGGCAGUAUGUGAGGACGGCGGUUCCCCUGCAGCGACGGCCGUUCACCAUCACGUCCUGCCAAAACCGCCAACCGGCCGGAUCCAAAGAUGCAAGGUCCCGGUCAUCUUCUCUUUUUGUACCUUCGGGUGCCAACACGUCUACAUCGUCAUCGGUCUCGGAAGAGAUCACUCCGAAAGUUCCCGCGGACUUUGACCACGAUUCGUCGACAGCCGCGAUUCUGCGACGCCAUCCUGAGAGCCAUGGGCUGCAUCAACCGCAU
Ixodes scapularis (black-legged tick) is the source of this 1637-nucleotide messenger RNA. RefSeq lists its product as uncharacterized. The transcript is spliced from 4 exons. The record is from RefSeq and is a predicted model, not a curated record. The coding region runs from base 241 to 1230 and encodes 329 amino acids. NCBI's taxonomy places the organism in Eukaryota, Metazoa, Arthropoda, Arachnida, Ixodida, Ixodidae.